AUGGGUUUAUCGAAAAAUGGCGCAUCAGCGAAGGAUGAUGGUGUUGGCCUGGCAAAAUCGCUCACGCUUUUCAAUGGUGUAUCGAUAAUUGUUGGAUGUAUCAUUGGCUCUGGGAUUUUCGUAUCGCCAACUGGUGUCCAGGAAAAAGCCGGUAGUGUGGGAUUGUCGCUGAUCGUCUGGGUCGCCUGUGGUGUGUUUGCGGCCGUCGGCGCAUAUUGCUAUGCUGAACUUGGUACAUUGAUCCAUAAGUCGGGUGGCGAUUAUGCGUACAUCAUGGAAGCUUUUGGGCCCUUCCUGGCUUUUGUUCGCCUUUGGGUUGAAGCUAUCGUUGUUCGACCGUGCACAUGCACCGUUGUGGCACUCACUUUCGCCAUUUACAUGCUGCGCCCGUUUUAUCCGUACUGCGAUCCACCCGAUGGACUGCCGUCUCUGUUUGCUGCCACACUGAUUAUAAUUCUGACGGCGAUUAACUGUAUGUCGGUGCGAUUGGCCACAUUUGUACAAGAUUUUUUCACUGUGGCGAAGUUAUUUGCGCUGUGCUUGAUAAUCGGCACCGGUGCGAUAUUGCUAGUAACAGGAAAGCCGCAGUACCGCGAAUCGUUCGAGAAUAUCUUCGAGAACACAACACCGGAUAUUGGGACUGCAUCGCUUGCUUUUUACUCUGGCCUGUUCGCAUAUCAGGGAUGGAAUUAUCUCAAUUUCAUUGUGGAGGAGCUGCAGAAUCCAAGAAGAAAUUUGCCAUUAUCAAUUGCAAUAUCGUGCACACUUUGCACAGUCAUUUUUACACUCACCAAUAUCGCUUUGUACACGGUGAUUAGUCCGGAUGAGAUGCUAAGCAGUCCUGCAGUGGCUGUGGUAAUUUUUUGAUU
This is a messenger RNA of Gongylonema pulchrum, 869 nucleotides long. The record is from the annotation of a GenBank genome assembly. Lineage: Eukaryota; Metazoa; Nematoda; Chromadorea; Rhabditida; Gongylonematidae.